AUGAUUUCAACAAUCGGCACAACAACAAUUCAAACUACAGCACCAAACUCGUUAGUCAUGAAUCCAACAUCUAUGUUAGUAGAGAUGAAAAGCUUCAUUCCUUCUUCAUAUACUUUCGAAACAAAAAUCCAGAAGAUAAAGCAAGAACUUUUAACAAGUAAUUUAGACUGUAGUGCGAAAGAUGAAACAAAUGAACAGUAUCUUUAUGAAAUGCAGGACAUUAUUGACCAUUUACCCAAAUUGCCUGAAAUCCAACAACAAAAACUAACUAUUCCUGAAUUCGACGAAAUUGAAGUCAAAACAACUGACUCAGUAGAAAUAAAGAAGUUCAUACGUAAAGUAAAUUAUGAAUUCCUUGGUUUUCAUUGCAACCAUAAAGUUAUGGACAAAGAUUGCGACAUGGUUUAUAAGAAUGUUUCUGACAUAUAUAAAUCUGAAGAAUUUAAGACCUACGAUAACUUUGUUUCAUUAGUUGCUGAAUGUGUUUGGGAAAUAAGAGAUAAAGAUAGAAGAGGCAAAGUAUGGAACGAACAACUAAGACCCGCUAUGUUUGAGAUGAAGAGAGCAAUUGACGCCUUAGUUGUUUUAGCAGGUCAAAUUUCAAUGUAUAACGCAAAAAUGAACCCGCAAUGUUCAAAAUGUAAGGCAGCGAUGAGGAAAUAUAACUACUCCGUCAAAGAGAUAGAAAGAAUGAGAAACGACUAUGCAGAUUUAAAGAAAGAAGUAGAA
Molecule: messenger RNA, 729 nt
Organism: Trichomonas vaginalis G3
Lineage: Eukaryota; Parabasalia; Trichomonadida; Trichomonadidae
Product: organellar and viral DNA polymerase type B
Exons: 1
Source: RefSeq, a predicted model, not a curated record